GUCUGUGGAUUGGACGCUUAUUACCGGAAAAAAUAAAUAGGGUUAGAUUUCUUUUGCCGUGCGAAAUAUUUUCAUAAACAUUAAAUUUACACGAACACGCUUUCUCUGCAUUACACUAUCAUUAAAUCGUUGUAAGUUAUUUUAAGCCGAAGAAAAUACAUAUUGUGCGUCAUAUUUUAUAAAAGAACAAGAACAACAUGAGCGAAAAACAACUGUCUGCUGUUGAAGCCGAAUUAUAUGACCGACAAAUUCGUUUAUGGGGGAUAGAAUCACAAGAACGAUUAAGGGCUGCUAAUAUUUUACUUAUUGGUAUUCGAGGACUGGGGUCAGAAAUUGCAAAAAAUAUACUACUGUCUGGUAUAAAUUCACUAGUUGUACUCGACGAUGGUAUUGUAACAGAGGAAGAACAACUGAAGAACUUUUUGUUAAGUAAAGAUAGUAUUGGUAAAAAGAUUGCUGAAGAAGUAUUACUUAAAGCACAGGCUUUAAAUCCUUUAGUCAAAAUAUCAGCAGAUACAUCCUCUCCAACUUCUAAAGAUGGCACAUUCUUCGAAGAUUUUACAAUUAUUAUAGCAACGGGCCUUAAAACUGAUUUUCUCUUGAAAAUUGACAAGAUUUGUCGCUCCAAGAAAAUAAAAUUUAUUGCGGGAGAUGUGUUUGGCACCUUUGGGUUUUCUGUAGCAGAUUUCUUAAAUCAUGAAUAUUUUGAAGAUCAAGUGAAGUUAAUUGCCAAAAAGCGUGCUCACGAUGGAACUGAAACUAAACCUGAAAAAGAGACUGUGAAGGUCAAAUCUGAGAUUAUUUAUCCGGAAUUGAAUAAAGUGAUAAUUUUGCCUAAUACCAAGCAAAGUGUUGAACAUAUUAAGAAAGUAAAGAGGAGAAACGAAUAUUUCUUUCUUAUGCUGACUCUAUUGGAAUUUCGUGACAGACAGGAGCGCAACCCAGAUAUUUCAAAUAAGGAAAAGGAUAUAAAAGUUUUACAAGAAAUUAAAUCAGAAAUUCUUGAUUUGUAUGGUAUCGAUCAAGAAAAACUGGAUGAUGGAUUGCUUGAACUUGUGUUUGGUGAAAUAGUACCAGUGUGUGCCGUCCUAGGAGGUGUUAUUGCCCAAGAAGUCAUUAAAGCAGUAUCAUUAAAAGAAGCACCAAUCAAUAAUGUCUUCUUGUUUGAUCCUUUAACUUACAGUGGUAAGGAAGAAACUGUAGGAUAGAAAAUUAAAACUAUUUAUAUUCCAUUAAAGUUGAACAAACAACAACUUUUAUGAUCUUUUUUAUAUGUGUCUGGUAUAUCGAAUUUUCUGCAGAUACAUUAGUAUCCAAAGUAAUUCUCUGUACAUACAUCUGUUGCUUUAGUUAUUUCAUGAAGUAUUCACUGCACAAUUCAAUUAACUCCGCUUUAUGAAAAGUCUUUAGUAUAGAGUCACUUGGUACAUUCAUAACUUUUUAUAUUUGUUAAUUAUUUUAACAUUUUUCCAAACAUCAGAGGUUACCAUUUCUCUAAUGUCUGAAAAAAUGAUGUAAAUAUGAUGUAAAAAUGGAUUUACACAUGUUUUACACUUAAAAUUAAGAUUUUUCAAAAAUGGGGUUAAUCUAAUAUUGCAGUGAAUGGCUCAUAUUGCAAAAACUAAGAUAUAAUUGAAAUAACAUAUUUUUUUUAAUCAAAACAAAUAUUUUUUAAAACAACUAGUUUUAAGAAGUUAUUUCUAAAUAUGUAAUGAUCUUCAUAUUUAUUAAAUAUUUUUUUGUCAUAG
Sitophilus oryzae (rice weevil) is the source of this 1748-nucleotide messenger RNA. It is a transcript of the gene Aos1, whose product is annotated as SUMO-activating enzyme subunit 1. The record is from RefSeq and is a predicted model, not a curated record. Lineage: Eukaryota; Metazoa; Arthropoda; Insecta; Coleoptera; Curculionidae. Gene Ontology annotation, cellular component: SUMO activating enzyme complex; cytoplasm. Gene Ontology annotation, biological process: protein sumoylation. The transcript is spliced from 5 exons. Gene Ontology annotation, molecular function: SUMO activating enzyme activity. The coding region runs from base 198 to 1208 and encodes 336 amino acids.